Molecule: messenger RNA, 2831 nt
Organism: Clarias gariepinus (North African catfish)
Lineage: Eukaryota; Metazoa; Chordata; Actinopteri; Siluriformes; Clariidae
Product: gastrula zinc finger protein XlCGF26.1-like
Exons: 2
Coding region: 145-1980 (611 amino acids)
Source: RefSeq, a predicted model, not a curated record
AGGAGAAGAAGAACUAAAGACGUUGUUAUUCAUCUCUACAUGUAGCUCUUUCUACAUGCAGUUUUACACAGACUCUUAAAUCUGAUCGAGUUAAAGUAAUAACAGCAUUUGGAGGAUAAACUCACUGAUCCUGAGAUAAGGAACAUGAUGCCCUCAAGUGUCUCCAGUAGUCAUCAAAUGACUAUUGAACCAGUGAGCCAAGAACCAGAUGAACCACAUCACUGCACACAGUGUGAAAAGAGGUUCCUUUCCAGAAGUCAACUCCUUCAACAUCAGAGCAUCCACUCAGGAGAGAAGCCGUAUCAGUGCACACAGUGUGGAAAGAGUUUUACUCAGCAGAGCUCUCUCGACAAACACCAACGCGUUCACAAAGAAAAGAAGCCGUAUCCGUGCUCACAUUGUGGCAAGAUUUUCAUUCAUGAAGGUUCUCUCCUGCGACAUCAGCGUGUUCACGAAGAAAAGCCGUGUCACUGUUCACGAUGUGGAAAGACUUUUACUCAGCAGAGUUCUUUCCAACACCACAUAUGCAUUCGGACAAAAAAGAAUCCGUAUCAGUGCUCACAAUGUGAAAAGAAUUUCCUUUACAGGUGUCUUUUAAAACGACAUGAGCGCGUUCACACCGGAGAGAAGCUGUGUCGUUGCUCACAGUGUGGAAAGAGUUUUGAUCAGCGGAGUUCCCUCCUCCAACACCAGUGCAUUAAAAAAGAGAAGAAGUUGUAUCAAUGCUCACAAUGUGGAAAGGAUUUUCCUUACAGAUGUCGUCUCCUGCAACAUCAGAGCGUUCACACAGAAAAGAAGCCGCAUCACUGCUCACAGUGUGGAAAAAGUUUUGCUCAGCAGAGUUCGCUCCAAAACCAUCGAUGCAUUCUGACAGAAGAGAAGCCGCAUCGGUGCUCACAGUGUGGAAAGGUUUUCAUUUACAAAUCUACUCUCCAGCGGCAUGAGCGCAUUCACACAGGAGAGAAGCCAUACCAGUGCUCGCAGUGUGGAAAGAGGUUUACUCAUCGGAGUUCUCUCCGACAACACCAGUGUAUUAAUACUGAUAAUAAGCCGUUUCAGUGCUCACAGUGUGGAAAGUGUUUCUAUAGCAGGAGUCGUCUCAAGCGCCACCUACCAGUACAUGCAAAACAGAAGCCGUAUCAGUGCUUAAAAUGUGGAAAAGGUUUCAGUUCCAAAUAUCUCCUGCAGUGCCAUGAGCAUGUUCACACGGGAGAGAAGCCGUAUCACUGCUCGCUUUGUGGCAAGAGUUUUACUCAAAAGAAUUAUCUCAAGGUCCAUCAGCGCAUUCACACUGGAGAAAAGCCUUACACAUGCUCGCAAUGUGGAAAGUGUUUCAACGGACAAAGUAUUCUCAAUGCACAUCAGCGGAUUCACACUGGAGAAAAACCUUAUCACUGCUCAGAGUGUGGAAAGAGUUUCCUUUACAGAUGUCUUCUUAAGCGCCACCUGACAGUUCACACAGGAAAGCCGUAUCGGUGCUUAAAAUGUGCAAAGAGUUUCCGUUCCAAAUCUCUCCUGCAGUGCCAUGAGCAUGUUCACAUGGGAGAGAAGCCAUAUCACUGCUCGCUUUGUGGCCAGAGAUUUACUCAAAAGGCAAAUCUCAAAGCCCAUCAGCGCAUUCACACUGGAGAGAGGCCUUACACAUGCUCACAAUGUGGAAAGUGUUUCGGCGAACAAAGUACUCUCAAGGAACAUGAGCGCAUUCACACUGGAGAAAAACCCUAUCACUGCUCAGAGUGUGGGAAGAGUUUCAGGCGAAAGGGUGGUCUUCGGUAUCACAAGCGCAUUCACACCGGAGAGAGGCCUUACAUCUGCUCACAGUGUGGAAAGAGUUAUCUUUUCCCCUCUUCUUUAAAAUUACACCUGCACAUUCACACAGGAGUGAGACCUUAUCACUGCUCAGAGUGUGGGAAGAGUUUUAUUCGAUCAUGUGAUCUUACAAGACACCAGGUCAUCCACACGAAGAAAAGCGGAAAUUAAUGGAGCUUACACCCGUGUUACAGAAGCUGUAUCAGUGCUAACAGUGUGGGCGCAGAUUUAUAUAUUAAACAGAGGUUUACUUAAGUACUAUAAAUAAGUAAAUAAGCAAUUUAAAUGUGAUUGAACUGUAGAUUUUCAGCUGUAAUUCAAGGAGUUUAACCAAUAUAUUGUAUUAUGGUUUAACAGCCCCUCAAUUUUAACAGGUAUCUAGACAUAGUACUCAAAUCAUAGAUAUUUGUAUUUAAAUUUGGAUUUAAAAGCUUUGCAGUGAAAUCCUACUUGAAACCAUGGACAUUGCCAAAUAUUGCCCUAACUAGUUAGGCGUUACAGCAUUUUCUUUUACCUCCACGCCCCUCCACUUCAAAGGAACCAAGGGAUCAGUUAACACUAAUAGUACCAUAUAAAACAUGACAUGCAGUUUUAUGUAGACAUUAUACAUCUGAACAGUUGAGAGUUAAGGGCCUUGUUCAAGGGCCCAACAGGGGCAACUGAGCUUGGAGUUUGGUCUUCAGCAAGUGAAAAGCAGCUCAGGGUGGUUGAGAUCAGGUGUCUGACUCUGCCCUUUUUAUAACAUCAUUAUUUUAAUAAUCAGAAUUUGACUGAACCUGAGCAGAAAGUAGAUUUAGUCUAUACACUCCAAAAUUCAUUCUGCUGCUUCUAUCAGCAGCCACAUCACCAGUAAUACAGUUUCUCUGCAGCCAGAUACGUCACUGCCGUCAAGCUACUGUACCUCCACCAUGUUUGUUGAUGAUCAUGAUCGUCCAUCAUUCUGCUACAAGUUUGCCUUAUAUUAGAACUAUUUUUAGUUUUGGUGAGAUUUCCAAUUUCUUUGGUGCAAUGAACAUAUAACU